This is a messenger RNA of Verticillium dahliae VdLs.17, 939 nucleotides long. RefSeq lists its product as uncharacterized. The transcript is spliced from 3 exons. The record is from RefSeq and is a predicted model, not a curated record. Gene Ontology annotation, biological process: nucleotide metabolic process. Bases 1 to 939 code for a protein of 312 amino acids. Gene Ontology annotation, molecular function: ATP binding; ATP:ADP adenylyltransferase activity. Lineage: Eukaryota; Fungi; Ascomycota; Sordariomycetes; Glomerellales; Plectosphaerellaceae.
AUGACGCUCCUCGCCCUCGCCCUCGCCGACGACCUCGCCAGCAGGGCCCUCUCCAUGUUCGACGCCCUCGUCUCCCAAGGCCGUCUGCAUUACGCCGCCACGACGCCCGAGACCCACCGCGUCAACAACUUCACCUUUGAAUUCCGCAUCGCCACGGCCCUCCUCACCAAGCCCCACAGCCCGUCGUCCACCUCGUCCGCCGCAGGCCGCCCCGAAGGCCGCAGCCCCUUCCUCGUCCCGGACCCAGCCUUCGUCGUCACCCCCGUCGGCGCCGCCCACGUCCUCGAGCUCAACCUCCACAGCGUCCUGCGGCCCUCGUUCGUGCUGCACACGCGCCUCUUCCGCCCGCAGACGGAGGACCUCGGGCCGGCGGACGUGCGGGCUGUGCGGGCCGUCAUGGCGCGGCUCGAGGGCCCCGGCGCGCGGGGCGCGACCAUGAUGAUCUUCAACUGCGGCGUCGCGGCCGGGUGUUCGCAGGGCCACAAGCAUGUGCAGAUUUUCGCGAGGCCGGCGGGGGGGCUUUUCCCUGACGCGGCUGCGUCGGCGGACGAGAUCGAGGAGCGCAUCGACGGGGUUCCGUUCAAGCAUUACGUGCUGCGGCUGCCGCGCGGGGCGUCGCCCGAGGCUGUCUACGAGAGGCUGGCGCGGCUCGUGACGGCGGCGCGGGCGGCGUUGGCGGCGUGCUGUGGCGGCGAGGCGCUCAAUGUCGUCUUGACGGAUCGGUGGGUUUGCGUGAUCCCGCGGAGGCGUGCCGGGAGCGGCGGCGCGGCGGCCAACGGGGCGGGCAUGGUGGGCAUGGUCUGGGUGAAGGACCGGGCUGAGAGGGAUCGCUGGGGGGCGUUUGGGUAUACGGAGCAUCUGGCGUAUUUGGGCGUGCCGAUUGGGGGGGUUCCUUUGGGUGAGGUGGAGGGUGAGGUGGAGGGCGAGGGUAGACGCUGA